Messenger RNA from Brassica rapa (field mustard), 2237 nucleotides. RefSeq names its product putative F-box protein At1g47765. The record is from RefSeq and is a predicted model, not a curated record. Gene Ontology annotation, molecular function: protein binding. NCBI's taxonomy places the organism in Eukaryota, Viridiplantae, Streptophyta, Magnoliopsida, Brassicales, Brassicaceae.
UCUACGCGAAGUACGACAACAUAAUCAACGUCAUCAUGCAUAGUCAACCUUUACCGACGUUUGAUCAAGCGCGUUCCAUGCUCCUCUUGGAGGAGGAGCGACUAGGAAAAGGCAAAAAGACCUGGCUUAACAAAGAUGAGUCUUCUUCUUCUGCUAAGGUUCUCAACGUCACCCCAAGCCAACCAGAACAGAAAUCAAACAACUCAAACUUUCAGCAACGCAACUUUCAAAACAGAGAAAACAGUGCCCGUAACCGCGGUAGAGGUCGCUCCACCAACAAUCAACAACGACAGUUCUUCAAUCAAUGGAGCGCACCAUACUGGCAAACAGGAUAUCCAAUGUGGCCACAACAACAGUUCAAUCCAUUGAUGCAGCUACCCCAGCAGUCGCACCCACAGCAGGGACUACUCGGCCCGCGUCCUCAACAACAGCUCCUAGUACAAGGACCACACAACAAUGCCGUUAAUCAGCAAAUACCCACCACAGAUUUCGCCUCAGCCUUCAACACGAUGACCCUAGUCGACCCCACAGACGGCCAGUGGUAUAUGGAUUCAGGCGCAACUGCUCACCUCACAAAUGCGGCAGGUAAUCUUCAAGUUUCAUGUUUAGUGGACCCAAGUUUCUUCUCACAAGAUAUAGAAGUAGAUGCUAAAUUUUUUCUAGUCAUAUUUUCUUUCACAUGUAGUAGGACUAGUGCAGUGUGUUGAAACUUUAAUAAAAUGACAAUUUUUUGAACUUUUUUUGGGUUGUAAGGCCUAAGAAAUACGCCCUCAACAAUACAACAUUUAUAUUAAAUACUAAAUCAAUGGUUGGAUUAAGGACUGUUCCAAUUAAUUCUGGAAUAAAAGUGGAACACCAAACUAAAAAAAAAGUCCAAAAGAAGAGUGGCAAAAUAUAACUGUUGGAACCCUCUGCCCGAGGAGCAACAUAGAUCCCACCAGAUGGCUGACAUGCUCGAAGAAAGUGACACACACCUGGUCUUUAAAAGACGCUCUCACAAAAAAUUCCACUAAACCAAAGAAAAGGUAUAAGACAAAGAGGCCAAUUGCAUCAAGAAACAGGACGAGGAUCAAAGCCCUUUUUAUAGAAAAUCCGAAAAGUUAGCAAAGUGUAUGCCGUGAUGAACAAAACAUGCAUCACUAUUGUGUAGACUACUCCCGAAGUCAUCCUGCAGUUUACACAAAAUUGAGACGUAUUAAAACCAAGCCAAACUUGCUUCUUAAGUUACAAAAAAAAGACACUCACCUGAGGAUAAAUUUUAGUGCACGUCUCUCUAAGAGAAAGUCAUCCAUCUACAAAAAAAAAAAAUAAUAAUAGAGGGUAAAACAUCAAAUUACAAGUCAUCUUUUUCCAUCAAUCUACUUUUGAACCAUAAUACUACUACUAACAAACAAAAUGAGCCUUACCUUAACGCUCAAAAAUCGAAAGAAGCCUAGCAGCAGUCAUAGCAGUCAUAGAAACGCAUAUAGAUUAAUUUAAAUUUAAAAUUUAAAAUUAAAUCUAAUUUAAAUUUAAAUUUUAGUUUUAAUGUAAAUUUUAAUUAUAUAAGAAAAACAUAUAUUAACGAAGCCUAAACUAGGUUUUCUUUACCAAACAUGGAGCAACCAGACCAAAAGAAGAACAGAAACUACUACAAGGGAUCUUUUCCUCACGAUCUAACCUCCGAGCCUGAGAAAUCUGUUGCGAGGUUCCGUUGCGUGUCAAAGCUCUGGUCAUCAAUAAGCACCGAUCCAUAUUUCAUCAACUUGUUCGAAACUCGGUCCCCUCGGCAAACUAUUCUACUUUGCGUCAGAAAAUAUGACAGUCUGUUUGUUUCCUCGAUUCCGCAGCAUAAGCACAUGCAUACUCUUCAUCAGAGUUCGAGCAAGUCUUUCUCAUCUUCUCAGCCUAUUAGUUGUUAUAAUAUGAAGUUCCCAGAAACUAAUGGUUUAUAUCCUACAGAAUCUGUCCACGGCUUGAUCUGUUUCCAGGAAUCAGGAAAGCCCGUAGUUUGGAACCCUAGUAAGAAAGAGUUUGUAACCUUACCCAAGCCAAGAAAGAGCUGGAACGAUAUAACAGUUUUCUUAGGAUAUGAUCCAGCCCAAGGUAAACACAAAGUAAUGUGCCUUCCUUGUAACAGAAGUACUGAUGUGUGUCGAAUCUUAACAUUGGGAUCAGCUCAAGAAUCUGAUAGAGUUUAGAUAUCUCUAACUCCCUGUCAUGCAGCUUCUUCUUGAACUUCUUCAAUGAUUAUGCCU